This is a messenger RNA of Diceros bicornis minor, 2900 nucleotides long. Its product is annotated as leukocyte immunoglobulin-like receptor subfamily B member 3. NCBI's taxonomy places the organism in Eukaryota, Metazoa, Chordata, Mammalia, Perissodactyla, Rhinocerotidae. The coding region runs from base 353 to 2086 and encodes 577 amino acids. The record is from RefSeq and is a predicted model, not a curated record. The transcript is spliced from 10 exons.
GUCAGAGUUGGAACAGAAAAUGAGCUGGCUCCUCCUCUGCCCUCUCCAAGACUCAUGUUCUGGGACAAGUGUCGCUUUCUGGAUUUGGGUUUGGCAUGAGGUGGAGGCAGAGUGUGUGGGUGUGCAGAGACUCGGAUCUGGUCUGGAGGGUCCCCACAGCCUGCUGUCCUCUUGUCUCCAUACUUUAGGGAGUGCAGAGCGAGGCCCUGAGAGGGCUGUUCCCCUUCCUGUGAGGCAACAGAUGAGGAACCCAUGACGUGUCACACGGAGCCUGGUCCUUGUCACAGUCCAUGCGGCUGUCUGUCCUGUCUGGCUCUGUGGUAUUUAUCAGUCGUCUGCUCCACUGGGGACCAUGGGAGGCAGAGCCAAGACACCUACGCUCACUGCCCUUCUCUGCCUUGGGCUGUGUCGGGGCCCAUGGAACCAGGUACAAGCGGGAGCCCUCCCGAAACCUUCCAUCUGGGCUGACAGCUCCAUGGUCACUGUGGGGAGCACUGUGACCAUCGGGUGUCAGGGGUCUGUGCAGGCUGAUGUCUACCAUCUGUAUAAAAACAGUGGCUUUAAACCCUUCGAUACAAAGACCAGACAGGACUCCAGCAACAAGGCCAAUUUCUCCAUUGACUCUGUGAGCUCACACACUGCAGGGCUAUUUCAGUGUGUAUAUCACACACGCAGGAAUGGCUGGUCAGAGUACAGUGACCCCCUGCCGCUGGUGGUGACAGGAGUGUUCAACGCACCCUCUCUCUCAGCCAACCCAGGCCCUGUGGUGGGGUCAGGAAUGAAUGUGUCCCUCUCCUGUAGCUCAGAGUUGACAGGGGGCAUGUUCCAUCUGCUGAAGGACGGAGGAGCUGACCUGUCAAGACACAUGGAAUCAAGGAUCUAUCAAUGGAGGUGGAAGGCUGUCUUCCAUGUGGGCCCCGUGAAUACCUCCCAUGGGGGGACCUACAGGUGCUAUGGUUCUCACAGCUCCUACCCUUAUGUGUGGUCACACCCCAGUGACCCUCUGCAUCUCGAGGUCACAGGCGUGUACAGGGAGCCCUCCCUCUCAGCUCAGCCGGGCUCGCUGGUGCUCUCUGGAGACAACCUGAUGCUCCAGUGUCACUCAGAGGCCGGCUUUGACAGAUUUGCUCUGACCAAGGACAAGGGUCUCACACAACCCCAGGAUCUUCAGGGUCAGCACAGCCCUGACUUCCCCCUGGGCCAUGUGAACCACACACAUGGGGGCCAGUACAGAUGCUACAGUGGACACAACCUCUCCUAUGCAUGGUCAGCCCCCAGUGUCCCUCUGGACAUCCUGAUCGCGGGAAUGUAUGAGAAACCCUCCCUCACAGCCCAGCCGGGGCCCUCAGUGUCCUGGGGAGAGAACGUGACCCUGCAGUGUCAUUCUGAGAUCUGGUUCGAUACCUUCCAUCUGUUCAAGGAGGGGUCACUUAUUCCUCCCCAGAACCUUCCUCUGCAGGACACGGCUGCACCUUUUCAGGCCAACUUCACCAUCGGUCCUGUCACCUCAGAACACGAGGGGACCUACAGGUGCUAUGGCUCAGACAGCACUUCUCCCUACCUGUUGUCACUCCCCAGUGACCCCCUGGAGCUCGAGGUCUCAGGUCUCAAAUGGUACCUGAAGAUUCUGAUUGGGGUCUCGGUGGCCUUCGUCCUGCUGCUGUCUCUCCUCCUCCUCUUCCUCCUCCUCCAACACCGACAUCAGGGCAAACACAGGACCUCAGCAGAUGCUGCCGUGAAGGACACACAGCCUGAGGAGGAGGUGGAGCUGGACCAUCAGGGUCCCCAUGAUGAAGACCCCCAGGGACUGACGUAUGCCGAGGUGAACCACCCAAGAUCAAGGCUCAGGCAGGGAGUGGCUACCUCUCCUUCCCCCCUGUCAGAGGAAUCACCGGACAUGAAGGACAGACAAGCAGAAGAGGACAGAGAGAUGGACAGACAGGCUGCUGCAUCUGAAGACCCCCAGGACAUGACCUACGCUCAGCUGAACCACUUGACCCUCAGGCGGGAGACAACACCCCAUUCCUCCCAGUCAGAGGAGCCCCCAGCGGAGCCCAGCGUGUAUGCUGCUCUGGCCAUCCACUAGCCCAGGAAGGACCCCGACCCCACCCUCCAGGGAGGGAGACUGCAGGGACCCCAGAAGGCACAGGAGCUGCCCCCAAUGGACACCUCCUAAUGACCCCCAGCCAGCCUGAACUCCUAACAUGGGCCACCAGGACCUUCUGGGACACUUUGGGACUCGCUGAUUCUGCCAUCAAAGAUAACAAGUAUCCACACAUUUUGGAAAAAAGCAACAGACUUUUCAAUAAUCCAUGAGUGAAAUGACAAAACCAAAACUGAAGAGAGAGAAUGUUUUAAAUUGAAGGAUAAUGUAAAUAUUAUACAUCAAUCCUGCCAAAUAGGAAAAUUAAGAACCAUGAAUGAGUAAAUAUCGUAGAAAAGGAAAACCUAAAAAAUCAAUGACCUAAGCUAUCAUACCAAGAAUUUAGAGAAAGAAUAGCAAAUUAUUCCAAAUGAAGAUAAGAGUGAAAUAGUAAUGACAAGAGUAGCUACCAAGGAGGUCAAAUAAAAAAUAGGGAAAAGUCAAUAAAGCCAAAAAAAUUCAUUUUUGAAAACAUUAAUCACACUUAUCAAGCCCAGCCACAGCACUCAAGGAAAACGAGAGAAGUCACACAUUACCACUAUCAGGACAGCAUCACAGAUCCUACAGACUUUAAAUAGAUAACAGGUCAUUAUGAUCAAUUUUAUGCCAAUCUAUUAGAAAAUUUAGAUGAAAUGGACAAAAUCCUCAAAAAGACAAUUUACCAAAAUGAUGGAAAUAAAAAUCAAAUAGGAUAUCUGAACUGUCAUAUAUAUUAAAUAUGUUGAAUCUAUAAUUAAAAGUUUUCCAACAAAGUGAA